AUGAAUAAUAGAAAUGACUAAGCAGUCAUCUAACUUCACUAAUUUUAGAAUAAUUAAUUAAGUUAAAUUGAUAGAAAAAAAUUAGAAACAUGUUUUAAAGAAUGGGAAAUCUUCUUAAUAUUUAAAGAUUUUCUCAUAAAUGAAUAAUAUUAAAAUAUUCCAUAUACAUUUGGAUCAUAUUUAAAUAGCAAAUGA
Messenger RNA from Paramecium octaurelia, 195 nucleotides. The record is from the annotation of a GenBank genome assembly. Lineage: Eukaryota; Ciliophora; Oligohymenophorea; Peniculida; Parameciidae.